AUGGAUACAUCAACUUUGGCCGUCAUCACUACGGCCACUGUCUCGAGCUCCAGCUCACUUACAGAAGCUUCAUUGGCCAACCAAACGGGGGCACGUCGAAUUGCCCAACGUGGGAGCGCCAAUUCUAUUAGUGGCACGACAAUAGAAAAUUUAGCUACCGCUCGUUCCACUUUGGCAGCAACCUCCGUGCCCGCGGCUACGGCUGUUCAGGUGAUAGUACUAGGCGCCGGCAUUGCCGGCUUGAUGGCUGCUAGACACCUCACAUACUUCGGCGCUAAAGUCACAGUCCUUGAAUCCAGAGUUAGUAUUUGCCUUUCUCCUUGA
Molecule: messenger RNA, 324 nt
Organism: Protopolystoma xenopodis
Lineage: Eukaryota; Metazoa; Platyhelminthes; Monogenea; Polystomatidea; Polystomatidae
Source: the annotation of a GenBank genome assembly